AUGCCCGGCCGCGUAGCAGACAGGCGAAGGGCGCGCGCGUCCGGCGCCGCCAGCUCCGCCAAAUCAUCCACCACCGCCCGGUCGCGCAACUCCAGGUCCACCCGCACCUCCGCCAACGCCGUCGAGAUCCCCGAUGAGGGCGAGUCCACUUCUCUGCGCGAGCAGAUCUGCCGUAUUUUCGGCGACGCUCAGCGCACCACCGCCACCCAGCGCAAGCUUGUCGUGCAAUUGCGCAAAAUCCAGGAAGCCUGCUGCUACGAGCCUGUCAAGCCCAAGAAACAACAAUCCAACGAAGACUUUGGCGAGGAAGAGUUCAACGCUGAAGUCGGUCGCUGCAUGCUGCGCAUCCUGCCCGUCAAGAAGAGCGAGCCUGUAGGCGACCGCAUCAUCAGAUUUCUGGCCUUGUUCCUGAAGCACUCGAGCGACAAAGAUAACCAAAUCGCUCAGGACGCAAAUCCGGACGAGACUACAAUUCCCUCCACGCCGAGCAGCCGCUUAACCACCCAUGUUCUUUCCGGUGUCGUCCCUCUCCUCACAGCCAAGGACAAGGUCGUCCGAUUCAGGUCGACGCAGAUAAUCUCGCACAUUCUCAACACCGUCGACUCUAUCGACGACGAAUUGUUUCCGCUGAUUCGCUUGGGCCUGCUCAAGAGGCUUCAGGAUAAGGAGGCUCAGGUGCGUGUCCAGGCGAUUCUGGGUUUGGGACGUCUCGCCGACGGCGAUGAAGAGGAGGACGAGGACAGCGAUGAUGAGGACAGCGCAAAAGGCCUUCUCGUGAGGCUGUUGAACGUGCUUCAAAAUGAUCCGGCUGCUGAAGUCCGCCGCUCGUUGCUGCUCAACCUGCCUUUGACUCCCUCUACAUUACCAUACCUUCUGGAGCGCGCUAGGGACCUUGAUCCUGCGACGAGAAGAGUACUCUACUCCCGGCUUCUUCCUGCUUGCGGCGAUUUCCGCCAUCUGUCGCUGACUCACAGAGAAAAACUCCUUCGCUGGGGCUUGAGGGACCGUGACGAAAACGUGCGCAAGGCUACUGCCCGCCUAUUCCGCGAACGUUGGAUUGAGGACUGUGCCGGCGUUCCGACGGCAACCCAGGACAGCAAUGCUGCCGUGAAGCAGCUGUCAAAGCCAAGCUUCGAUGCACUUAUGGAGCUUCUUGAGCGUAUCGAUGUCUCAAAUUCCGGUGUCGAGGGUGGCGUUGCUCACGAUGCCAUGAAAGAAUUCUGGGAUGGACGGCCUGACUAUCGCGACCAAAUCAGCUUCGAGGAUCCAUUUUGGGACAACCUGACUCCAGAGAGCUCUUUCAUUGCCCGCUCAUUCAACGACUUCUGUCGAAAUGGUGGGGACAGCAGGCUCCAAAGCACUCUUGAGGAUAAGAUGCCCGAGGUCACCAAAUACGGGUACUUGAUCCAGAAGCAUAUCUCGAAACUCAUUCAAGGUGUUCAGAGGGUGGCAGAAGACAAUGAAGAUCCAGAAGUUGAGGAGGAAGCCGUCCAGCAAGAGUUCUGCGUCGAACAGCUUCUUCACAUCGCCCUCACGCUUGACUACACGGAUGAAAUUGGUCGCCGGAAGAUGUUCUCGACCAUGCGUGAGGCCCUUGCCGUUCCAGAGCUUCCAGAAGAAUGCACAAAAUUGGUCGUGGAGAUUCUGCGCACCGUCUGUGGCGACAACGUCGCGGGCGAGCGAGAGUUCUGCGGAAUAGUGCUCGAGGCUAUUGCCGACGUGCACGAUACCAUUAUGGGUGAUGAUAAUGAUGACGAUGACAACGAAAGCUUCCAUUCAGCACGAUCUGACAUCGAUGAAGAGCAUGACGAAAGCAGCACAAGGGAGAAACUGAAGAAAAAGAACCCAGACAUGACCGAUGAGGAGCUGGAUGCGGCUGAAGAAGAGAAGGCUGUCCGGGAAAUCAUGGUUAACAUGAAGUGUCUUCACAUCGCUCAAUGCAUGUUGCAGAACGUGCAAUGUGAGCUCGAGUCCAACAGUGCACUCAUUACCAUGUUGAACAACUUGGUCGUGCCCGCUGUUCGCUCUCAGGAGGCACCAAUCAGAGAACGUGGUUUCCUCUGCCUAGGUCUCUGUUGCCUUCUAAGCAAAAAUAUCGCCCAGGAGAACCUUGCUCUUUUCCUCCACUGCUUUGCCAAGGGUCAUGAGGCGUUGCAGACUAUCGCACUUCAGAUUAUCACCGAUAUCCUCACCACACACCCUAUGCUACUUGCUCCUCCGCCAGCACCUACAGAUCCGGAUGCUUCGGAAAUCGCCCCCGUCAACCCGCUUCUCAAGCCUGUUCACAAGAUGUUCUUCAAGGCAGUCAAGUCCACUGAUCCUGGUGUUGCAACAACGGGUGCUGUGGCUGCUAGCAAGCUCAUGCUCCUCAAUAUAUUGCGCGAUGCGGACCUCCUCAAAUCUCUCACCAUCGCAUAUUUCAACCCUGAAUCGCAACAUAACCCUGGGCUUCGGCAAGCGUUGACCUACUUCUUGCCAGUCUACUGCCAUUCUCGGAAAGACAAUGCGGAGCGGAUGGCAAGCAUAGCUGUGUCCGUUGUUCAUGCAAUGAGGGGUGUCCAGGAAGAACUGGAAGAGGAGGGCGAUGUGGAGAUGGUUGGCAUUGGUGUUGUGGGAAGCCAGAUUGUCGAUUGGACGGAUCCACGAAAACUGGUCGGCGCAGAUGACGCGAGCGGGAAGCUCGUCAGUGGCGAGGCCAAGAUUGAAGGCCUGGGUGACGCUCACCUACUUCUUGCGGAGGAUCUUCUCGAGAAGAUUCUUACUCCGGGAACAACCAGAGACGAAAAGAAAAUCUAUGUAUCCAUGCUCGGCAAGUUGCAUGUGCACCCCACAUGCUCCCCAGAGAAGAUCCAAUCGGUCACCGAUCUCGUCGAAGAAAGCCUUGACAGCAAACUCGCCGCAACCGACUCCACCGCUCGCAACGCUUUCACCAAGCUGUCCAACGGCCUGGCCAAGCUGUCCGCUCCUUCAGAGAGAGCUGACAACAGCGGCACGGUGGUCCCUGAUGCGGACGAUGCCGGGCAGAACAGAGAUGAUGACCAGGUCACCGUCAACGACAAAAACGACGAUGGCAACACCACUGUCAACGAGGAAGCCGCAUCCGUCGCCGAUGCUACUGAAGCGGAAGCUCCUUCUGUUGCGGGUGAUGUGGACGCCAUGUCCGUUGUCGAAGAAGAGGAGGAAGAGGACCAAGAGGACACCGUGGUACAGAAGCAGGCACCCGCUACUCUGUCUCUCGAGGAGCAGAUCCAGAUGCAGCUACAAGAUGAGGUUAUGGAGGAUGUGGACGCGGAAGGGACGGUGAUGCCGCAUGGAGACGAGAUGGACAUCGAUGAGGAAGAAGAGGAGGAUCAGGAAGAGGAAAGGCAAGGCAGCGAAGAAGACGAAUCGGAAGAGAUUAUGGUCGCGAAAGAACCGACUCCGCCGCCGCCGCCACCACCACAGCCUAAGAAGCGAGGCAGGAAGAAGAAAGAACCCGAGCCGGAGCCGGAACCUACGACCGAGGUCAAGUUGGAGUCGGAAAUAGAGGAGGAGCAACCGAAGCCGAAGAGGCGCGGUAGGCCCCCGGGCUCGUCCAAGAAGGCAGCCGGCGAGUCGUCGGCUGAGAAGAAGAAGGCCCCAGCGAAAAGGGGAGCUGGCAGUAGGGCGACAACAGUGGAGAAGGAAGAAGGGGCUGGCGCUCGCCGGGGCAGGGGUAGGCCGAAAAAGGCGGCGCCGAAAGAUGUGGUCGACGAUCUGCUGGAGAGCGAUGAUGAGUAG
Molecule: messenger RNA, 3759 nt
Organism: Lasiodiplodia theobromae
Lineage: Eukaryota; Fungi; Ascomycota; Dothideomycetes; Botryosphaeriales; Botryosphaeriaceae
Product: Armadillo-like helical protein
Exons: 4
Coding region: 1-3759 (1252 amino acids)
Biological process (GO): mitotic chromosome condensation; regulation of DNA-templated transcription
Cellular component (GO): condensed chromosome; condensin complex
Molecular function (GO): DNA binding
Source: RefSeq, a predicted model, not a curated record